This is a messenger RNA of Mustela lutreola (European mink), 3830 nucleotides long. RefSeq names its product TNF receptor superfamily member 4 (gene TNFRSF4). The record is from RefSeq and is a predicted model, not a curated record. Gene Ontology annotation, biological process: inflammatory response. The transcript has 7 exons. Gene Ontology annotation, molecular function: protein binding; tumor necrosis factor receptor activity. NCBI's taxonomy places the organism in Eukaryota, Metazoa, Chordata, Mammalia, Carnivora, Mustelidae. Bases 2787 to 3605 code for a protein of 272 amino acids.
AGAGGGAAGAUCUGAGGACCAGCCCCUAGGGCAGGGGCUGUGGGGAGAGCCCCCUCCGCGCUGCAGCCAGGCUGGCUGUGGGCGAGCAGCAGAGGUGGCCAGGGGACCUGGAGUCUCACCGAGCCUGUGGUCAGGGCCUGGGAGGGCCUGAGAGCCUGGGGACGGGACGGGGCUGUUGGUGGUGGUCCCGCCAGACCUGGAUUUGUCCCAGGCCCUUUUUGGAGGUCAGCUGUGCCCAGUGCUUGUCCAGCAUGUGGGGACAGAGGACACUGAGCUGUGAGGGGUUUAACAGACCGAGGUUCCCUGACCUCACGUGCCUCUGAGCUGCCGCCUCCAGCCCCUGCCCCUGCCCCCUCCGUGCUGGGCAUCCCCUCAGGAGCCCUGAGCUGUGGGCUGUAGCGCCUCAGUGGGUCUGCUCGGGCCUUGGAGGGCCCUGCUCAGGUGGGGGCUCCAGCCCGGUGGGCAGAGGAGCUGCCUUUGCGCUGCCCUCAUGACCUGCCUUUGCCACAGGGAUCCGCUUCCGAGCAGCGUGGGGUGGGGCCGCUGUAGCGGAAGGAGAGCGCGGCGACACCUCUACCGGGUGCCCUGCAGAUGAGAAAGACUUCAGAAGGGCUGGGAGUGUGUGGUGGGAGGGGGUCCCCACCGUGGCCGGGCCCACGUGGGUGAGUUGGCAGGGGCAUGGGCGACGUGGUUGUCUGUGCUUGGCGGGUCAGCGUGAACAGGGACUGGUUCGUGGGCCAGGUGGGGAGGGCCCCGGGGCAGUGGGGACCCGAACUGCCAGAGGGUAGGCAGUGCCCAUGUGGCCCCCAGAGAAGGAGAGGGGCACACUGGCGGGGGCGCUGCCCACCGGAUGCCCAAGUGAGCUCAGCCUCAGAAGCUACAGUGCAUCAAAAGAAAAAAGGUUUUUGUCCCCCUCUAUGAAAGACAGGGUUGCGCACAGGCACGCACACCAGGCUGCCCGGCGCCCCAACCCCCUCCCCUGGGGGCCCCCUGGCUGCUGGCAGAGGCUGCCUCUUCCUCCACCCCCGCUGUUGUGGGCGGUGGCCUCCUCCGUGGCAGCCUUGCCCUGCUCUGCGGAGGAAUUUCCCACAGGUGGGCCGUGGGCUCCGCUUCCUCACCUGCCGUCGGGGAGUCAGGGAGGGAAUUUCCAGCCUCUCCCCGAGAGAGGCCCUCUGCCCGAAACUUCGAAUUAACUAGUGUAUGGUUAAUUUCAUCUCAAGGUUAGGGUUUGAAGGGUCCAAAAAAACGACCCAGGGUAGCUUCCCCUGCUUCCAGGGCACCCAGUGAUGUCUGAGCCGCGCGCGAGUGUUCUUUCCUCUCUCCAUGCCACAGCCCUGCACGCGGCCCUCCGCGCCUGCCCUGGAACCACCUGGGGCUGUGUCCGAGGGUGCCAUGUGCUCCAGGGGCCCAUCCGGUGGGUCAUCCUGUCCCAUUGUGGUCUCCACUGUCCCAUUGGUGCUGUGAGGACACCCCAAGCCCAGCGUGGGUGUGGGGUGGGAUGGGCUGGGCUGGCCUGGCCACCGGGGAGGACACAGAGCCAGACUGGGCCGCGGGCGCCCCCACAGGAGCAGCCGCACACGUGCCACACGCGGCACAGGUUCACACGUGCUCGCGGCAUACUUCGUACCCAGGACGCAGAGCAGGUGCUGUCCUAACAGAACACCGGGGACGGCCGUCUCCCUGUCCUGGGGCCGGACUUCUGAGAGCACGUGUGGGCAGGGCUGUACCUGUGCAUCGUCCUCACGCAGUCUCCUGCUGCGCUGGCCUGGGGUCUCCCCCAGAUGGAAGCCAGCCUUUGGGAUCCGGACUCCCCCCCCCACCCCCGGCCCCACCACCCUGUCUAAACUUGACCAGCAGCCCAGAGGCCCCACCUCCAAACAGCCACAUGGGAGGUCAGGGUUUCAACACGUGAAUCUGGGGACAUCUGUUGUGCUCAGACACGCUGCGCGCAGCACAGCCCUGCCUCGCACUCGUGUGCUUGCCACGUCUGCCGACACCCCUGCCGCGCUCCCCCCUCUGACCUCUUGACCACUGCCUCCGUCUGAGCUGGUUUUGGACGCCUGGGCCAGGGACUGUGCUCUGGAGUUCGGGGCUGCUCUCCCCUUGAGCCGGUGCCCCGUGGAGGGUCCAGAUGGUGUGAGGCCUGUCUCCUGAUGCAGGGUGCUACCUCAGUUUACCCGUGUGCUCUGUGCACCCCUUUGCUGAGGGGUGAGGAUUGCCAUGAGUGUAGCCUUUUGUCGGGGGGGGGGGGUGGUUGCAGGAGCAGACACCUGCUCCCAAGGGGUCCGACCUGCCCUCCACAGGGAAAGCGGGCGCCCAGAGGGAGUGAGCUUGUGGAGGGGUCGUCUGGCCAGAGCAGGAGGCUUACCCGUGUGCCCAGCCGAAGGGGCACCGUGCCCCUGGUGAGGUGGGGCGAGGGGGCAUCCUGUGUGGACGGUGGAUGCGGACUAGAUGUGCUGGCCCCACCAGGGGUCUGGCGGCUGCAGUUCCUCACUUUGGCCCCAGGUCUGCGAGCCGGGUCGGCGCCCCACUGCCCGCUGACUGAGCCGCAGGUUAGUGGGCGUAUUUGAGGCGAGGAGGGCCCAGGGCAGGAGAGAAGCCCGCAGCCUGGAGGGUUGCUGCCAGACUAGCCGCCUUCUUGCCAGCAGCCCAGGUCAGGGGUCCCCAGCCCUUCCUGGGCCUCCUUCCUCCUGGUCCCUCCUCCUCUCUCCCUCCCCACCCCUCCCCCGCAGCCCUUAUAGCCACAUCCUGCAAGGAAAAACCCCAGACUCCUGCACUGCCCUGCGAUGAAUCCUCGUCUCCUCGUGCAGGCUUGGCGGCCCCGCGGGCCCCCCUCAGCCCUCCUGCUCUUCGGGCUCGUGCUGGGUGCUGCGGCCCGGCUCACCUGCGUGGGGGACGCCUACCCCAAAGACGGCAGGUGCUGUCAGGACUGCCCACCAGGCUAUGGGAUGGAGAGACGCUGCAGCGGAGGCCAGGACACCGAGUGCCACCCUUGUCGGUCUGGCUUCUACAAUGAGGCUACGAACUAUGAGCCCUGCAAACCCUGUACCCAGUGCAAUCAGAGAAGUGGGAGCGAACCGAAGCAGAGAUGCACGCCCACACAGGACACGGUCUGCGGCUGCAAGCCAGGCACCGAGCCCCAGGACGGCUUCAAGCGUGGCGUCGACUGUGCCCCGUGCCCACCGGGGCACUUCUCCCCGGGGGACGACCAGGCCUGCAAGCCCUGGACCAACUGUACCCUGAAAGGAAAGCGUACGGUGCGGCCAGCCAGUCAAAGCUCAGAUGCUGUCUGUGAGGACAGGAGCCCCCCGGCUACGCUGCCAUGGGAGACCCAGGGCCCCCCAGCCUGGCCCCCCACCACCCAGCCCACCACAGCCUGGGCCAGGGCCUCUCAGGAGCCCUUCACGCCCCCUGCAGAGCCCCCCAGGGGCCCCCAGCUGGCUGCUGUCCUGGGCCUGGGCCUGGGCCUUCUUGCUCCCGUGGCGGCCGCGCUGGCGCUGCUUCUGCACCACAGAGCCUGGCGGCUGCCCCCCAGUGGAAAUAGCUUCCGGACCCCUAUCCAGGAGGAGCACUCCGAUGCCAACUCCGCCCUGGCCAAGAUCUGAGCCAAGACUGGAGCAUCUAGUGCUCCCCCCACCGGCUGGGUGCCCCCAGGGCCUGCUAGACAUGGAGGGGCUUUGGGGUGCCCCCACGCGCAGGCCGCCGUGUCCCAUAACCCCCCCACCCUGCACCGUUUUAGGUGCUCCUGGCCUGCGCCCAGGGCUCUGCUACGUAUGCCGUGCAUACUCCCCGCCCAGGGUGGCCCCCCAAUAAAUGACAUUGGCGAACCA